AUGGGCUUCUUCAACCGCAACCGCGAGACGACGACUCGCGAUCACAGACUGGCUGGCAAGUCGCAUUCUCGCCGCCAUGAGCCGUACAGCAUGUCUACACGACCAACCUUUGGUCAGUGGUUGAAGCAUACUUGGCUGGAUAUCCUCACCAUGGCCAUCAUGGGCGCCAUUGGACUCGGCGUUUACAUGGCGCACCCAGCACCUUCAAGAUCCUUUGCCGUCACAUUUUCCGAUGGCGAGAUCGUGUACCCCGAGUUUGCGUAUCCUCUGAGAGAUGAAAUCAUCCCCAUCUGGGCCGCCGCCCUGCUGGCGAGCUUGGUCCCCAUCCUCAUCUUUCUCCUGAUGCAGAUCCGAAUUCGCUCCUUCUGGGACCUCAACAAUGCUGUUAUUGGUCUCCUUUACUCUCUCAUCUCGGCCGCCGUUUUCCAGGUCUUCGUCAAGUGGCUUAUCGGAGGCUUGCGUCCACACUUCCUGGAUGUCUGCAAGCCAGAUGUCAGCCUGGCCAAUGACCAGGGUUACAACAAGAAAGGCUACUUGCAACUGUACUAUACCAAGGAAAUUUGCACGGGCGACCCAGACCAGAUUGACGACAGCCUUGAGGCUUUCCCAAGUGGCCACACGACUGCGGCAUUCGCAGGUUUCAUCUACCUCUACCUGUAUCUCAACGCCAAGCUCAAGGUCUUCUCCAACUAUCACCCUGCUAUGUGGAAGCUCAUCGCCAUCUACGCUCCUGUUCUCGGCGCUGUCUUAAUCGGAGGUGCGCUCACCAUUGACAAGUUCCACAACUGGUAUGAUGUCGUGGCCGGCGCCAUCAUCGGUACAAUGAUGGCAUUUUCCGCCUACAGAAUGACAUACGCCGCUGUGUGGGACUGGCGAUUCAAUCACAUUCCCCUUAACCGAGGCUCCCCCUUUAUGUAUGCUAUCGAAGGUGGCGAGUUGACCGAUGCUGUCUUCACGAGGAAAGCUGGCUGGGGAGGGUAUGGCGGAAGUAUUACGGGAGAUAAGCAUCGUCACAACGGUGGACUAGAUGGACACCAUACGACGCCCACAAUUCCUCGGAGAGCCGUGGGAAGUGGUCGAAGAGCCCAAGAGGAUCUGGUCUAA
This is a messenger RNA of Ilyonectria robusta, 1104 nucleotides long. Its product is annotated as phosphatidic acid phosphatase type 2/haloperoxidase. Gene Ontology annotation, biological process: phospholipid metabolic process. The coding region runs from base 1 to 1104 and encodes 367 amino acids. NCBI's taxonomy places the organism in Eukaryota, Fungi, Ascomycota, Sordariomycetes, Hypocreales, Nectriaceae. Gene Ontology annotation, molecular function: phosphatidate phosphatase activity. The transcript is spliced from 2 exons. The record is from RefSeq and is a predicted model, not a curated record.